Molecule: messenger RNA, 1598 nt
Organism: Ruditapes philippinarum (Manila clam)
Lineage: Eukaryota; Metazoa; Mollusca; Bivalvia; Venerida; Veneridae
Product: U4/U6 small nuclear ribonucleoprotein Prp31-like
Exons: 14
Coding region: 92-1582 (496 amino acids)
Biological process (GO): spliceosomal tri-snRNP complex assembly; mRNA splicing, via spliceosome
Cellular component (GO): U4/U6 x U5 tri-snRNP complex; U4 snRNP; precatalytic spliceosome
Source: RefSeq, a predicted model, not a curated record
UUAUGUUCUAAGCGACUGUUCGGUGUUUUGCAUGGACGUUUUGUUGCCGUUUUCAGUUAUUUGACAUACACCCAUUCAGACAGAUUAAAGCAUGUCGUUAGCUGAUGAAUUACUGGCUGAUUUUGAAGAGGCAGGAGAUGAUAUCGAAGAGAAUGAUGGCGAUGGUCAAACCAUGGAACUUGCUGAUGUUGAUGAUGUUACCAUGGAAACACAAACUUUGACCAAAAAUUCUGUUAGGAACAUUGCCAAAUUAAGAGAUAGUGAUGAGCUGACUGAUGUGAUUAAAAAGGUGGAAGUAUACUCCAAACAGAAAAGAAAAGAAGCUGUGGCAGGACCAGUGGAGUUUGACCCAGAGUACCAGCUGAUUGUACAAGCCAAUAACCUUACUGUAGAAAUUGAUAAUGAAAUAAAUGUGAUACAUAAAUUCACAAGAGAUCAUUACUUGAAAAGAUUUCCAGAGUUAGAGUCCUUGAUCAGUGAUCCACUACAGUAUGUUUGCACAGUUAAGGAGUUAGGUAACAACAUUCUGGAGAAUAGUAAAAAUAAUGCUGCUUUACAAGAUAUCCUCACUUCAGCCACUAUAAUGGUUGUUAGUGUUACAGCAUCUACAACUCAAGGGUCAUUACUUACUGAUGAUGAAAUGAAGAUUGUUGAAGAAGCCUGUGACAUGGCUUUAGAACUAAGUGAGUUUAAGAGAAAGAUACAUGAGUAUGUAGAGUCUAGAAUGACAUAUAUAGCACCAAAUUUGUCUAUUAUAGUGGGUGCUUCUACAGCUGCUAAAAUAAUGGGUGUAGCCGGAGGUUUGACAAACCUGUCCAAGAUGCCUGCAUGUAACAUCAUGUUGCUUGGAUCACAGAAGAAAAUACUAGCUGGAUUUUCAUCCACAGUGAUGCAGCCUCAUCAAGGCAUACUUUACGAGUGUGACCUCAUACAGAAAUCACCACCAGACUUAAGAAAGAAAGCAGCUCGACUGGUGUCUGCUAAAUGUGCCCUAGCAGCUAGAGUAGACAGCUGUCAUGAGAGUGUAGAUGGUAGUUAUGGCGACCAGUUCCGAACAGAUAUAGAGGGAAAGUUAGACAAGCUACAAGAACCACCACCUGUGAAACAGGCCAAAGCUUUGCCUGCCCCGAUAGAUCAGGCCAGAAAAAAGAGAGGUGGUAGACGAGCAAGAAAAAUGAAGGAAAGGUUGGGUCUAACUGAAAUGAGAAAGCAGGCUAACAGAAUGAACUUCGGAGAGAUCGAGGAAGAUGCCUAUCAAGAAGAUCUUGGAUUCUCGCUGGGAACCAUCGGUAAAUCGAAGACUGGUAGAAUCCGGGGACCAGUUGUUGAUUCUAAAACAAAAGCUAGAAUAUCCAAGUCUUUACAGCAAAAAAUAGCAAAAGAAAAGCAGACAUGGGGAGGCAGUACAACAGUGAAGAAACAGGUGUCUGGUACAGCUUCAAGUGUGGCUUUCACACCUUUACAGGGUUUGGAGAUAGUCAAUCCACAGGCAGCAGAGAAGAGGGUCCAGGAAGCCAACGCCAAAUAUUUCUCCAGUACAGCUUCAUUUGUUAAAGUGGAAAAACAACUGUGGCAUAAAUGAUCAAACUAUAUAUUUG